Penicilliopsis zonata CBS 506.65 is the source of this 1161-nucleotide messenger RNA. RefSeq lists its product as hypothetical. The coding region runs from base 1 to 1161 and encodes 386 amino acids. Gene Ontology annotation, biological process: transport. The record is from RefSeq and is a predicted model, not a curated record. NCBI's taxonomy places the organism in Eukaryota, Fungi, Ascomycota, Eurotiomycetes, Eurotiales, Aspergillaceae. The transcript is spliced from 6 exons. Gene Ontology annotation, molecular function: transporter activity.
AUGGGCCUUUUCCACCACAGCUCCAAGAAUCAUACCUGCCCGGUGCCUGCGCACUUGACAGAAGACAUUAACACGGUCGCAGAUGCCUCCAAACUGCUGUUCGGCACGACCUCCUUCUACAGGUUCAAUAUGAUCCUGUCGGGCGCCUGUACUGCGUUUGCCUGCCUGACCAUCUUGGCUCUGCUGUGCCUACACGCGACGCAUCUCAGCAAGCCCAAGGAACAGAUCAAGAUCAUGCGCAUCUCCCUGAUCAUCCCCAUCUAUUCUAUCCUGUCCUUUCUAUCGAUUUGCUUCCCCAACGCAUACGUCUACCUGGACGCCUGGCUGAAUUUCUUCGAGGGCAUCGCCUUGGUCAACUUCUUCCUCCUUCUAUGCGACUACCUCUCGACGGACCCGGAACAGCGCAACGCCUUCUUCGCCCAGGUCGACUUGCCCGCGGACAAGAAGACCAAGAAGCCCGUGAACGGCUUGGACCUGUACAGGAAAUCAUGGAUCAUGGCCAUCCAGUUUCCCAUCGUCUCCCUUAUUGCCGCACUGGUCACCGCCAUCACCCAGGCGGCCUCUAUCUACUGUCUGGGGAGCAACAAGCCCUACUUUGCCCAUCUAUGGAUCUCUAUUGUUCAAAACGUGUCCGUUGGCGCCGCCGUCAUCAAUGUUUUGAGGUUCUUCACCGUGCUCAAGGCCCACCUCAAGGGCAUCAACCCUCUUGUCAAAUUCGUCGCGUUUAAAAUCAUCGUCGGAUUUACCUUUUUGAUCAGCAUCAUCUUUCUGAUCCUCCGCGACACGAGUGCCCUCGCCCCCUCCGAUACCCUCACCUGGGCAGACGUGAACAUCGGCCUGCCCACGAUGAUCAUCUGCAUCCUGAUGGUCCCCAUCUCGGUCUUCUUUCACUACGCGUACGGAAUCAAACCGUACAAACUGCACAAAAAUCCCCGCCAGGUCGAGCAGGGCGACUACGCCAACAUGCAGCCCGCGCGCUACGAGGGCGGCCUGUUCAACAUCCGCAUGUGGCUGUCUCUGUUCAGCAUCCGCAGCUUGAUCCGCGCCAUGUCGCUCAAGCCCCCGAGCCAGAUGGAGUACGCGGGCGGCAGUCUGAGUGAGCAGCCGCAACUGACCUACGACACGGCCUACCGUGGUCGCGAUGAGGUUCCGUAUGCUUAG